This is a messenger RNA of Seminavis robusta, 1164 nucleotides long. The record is from the annotation of a GenBank genome assembly. NCBI's taxonomy places the organism in Eukaryota, Bacillariophyta, Bacillariophyceae, Naviculales, Naviculaceae.
UAAAGGGUUGAGAACUCAGGCAGUUUACCUGCCGAGGUAAAGGGGUUGAGAACUCAGGCAGUUUACCUGCCGAGGACAAACCAUGUUGACAACCGUCAUCCAUACCGGUACACUCCGACGCCACACUUUUGUUGACCCUUUGCGGCUACUUUGGUGGCGAUAUUGUCAUGGAUUCUGCUUCUGCUGUCCAUCAUGGUGGUCUUCCUCUCCCUCUCUACCACUAAUAGAACAGUGGGAAUUCGCCGUCCAUCAAGUCCUCGCCAACAAUUCGCCACUGUCGCUCGGGAUAUCAGAACAACUGCAUGAUUGCUUGUUGGUGGUACCGUCGGUCGAGACGACAACAUGUACUAACAAUAAUGAGAAGGUUCUCAAGAAGAAGAAGGAGAAGAAGGAAGAGGAACCAAUGAAGGAGUUUCCGAUUCGUGGACUACCCUGUCCACCCUACUACAAGACGUUGGGACGGCGACUCUGUGCUCUCCACAGCCUGCAACACAACAAUAUCAAACAAGAUCAGUCUUUGCUGAUAUCACCGCCUGAAUAUUUUGCCGUGCCUGCCGAAGCGUUGGGAUUCACAGAACUCAUGGCACCGACCAUGGAUAGUUUGCCAACAAUGGCAGACACAGUCGUCUAUCCCACGGUAUCAAGUGUCAAGACAUGGAUACAAAACGCCGGUGAUGUUGGAAUUGUACGGUUGUUGGGUAUGAGACAAACCGUGGGAACCACUACUAAGCCUUGGGUAUUUCUCAUGCCACCGUGCCGCAAGGACGCACUACUAAAAGCCGCCAAUCAACCACACAAGGCAACCAAACUGACUGUGGCCGGACGCGCAAGGUCCAAACAUGCUCAUCGCGGAACCAAGGAUCAAUUCUUUGGAAUCGCCACGGGAUCGAAAGAAACAAAAAACAUUCAUGCGGCUGCCAUUGUCGAACGCAUUUUAGACAAAGCCGUGUGGAUCAAUUUGCACGUGUUUGGUGGUAUCGUCGACCCCGUAUUGGAAUGUCGAUUGGAAAAUGGAUACGGAGCGAGAUGGGCCGUCGUGAUGGUAGAGGAGGAGAGUGCUGUGGAAUUCCGGGGCUUUGUGGAACCACAAAUGCCAGAUGGACAUGAAAAGGGAUGGAAACACUAACUAAUAGCUACCUGAUAUAUAGGUUGGAGGCCUCCUGU